This is a messenger RNA of Zerene cesonia (dogface butterfly), 1960 nucleotides long. RefSeq names its product hypoxia-inducible factor 1-alpha-like. NCBI's taxonomy places the organism in Eukaryota, Metazoa, Arthropoda, Insecta, Lepidoptera, Pieridae. Gene Ontology annotation, biological process: regulation of transcription by RNA polymerase II. Bases 96 to 1568 code for a protein of 490 amino acids. The transcript has 7 exons. The record is from RefSeq and is a predicted model, not a curated record. Gene Ontology annotation, molecular function: DNA-binding transcription factor activity, RNA polymerase II-specific; RNA polymerase II transcription regulatory region sequence-specific DNA binding.
UUUACGACGUGAUUGACAAGCAGGACCAGCAGUCAGUGAGGUCGGAGCUAUCAAGGGCGCCUACAGACGGAGAGGACAGAGUCUUCCUCUGCCGGAUGAACGUCGCUCGAAACGCAAGGCGCCAGAUGCGGUUCGGUGAUCAAAAGGUGGUGCUAGUCCGAGGACACUACGUGUCAUAUCUCCCGCUAUGCAGCCGCAACGAGCCCGUGUUCCUGGCGUCGUGCACGCCGCUGGCCAUGCCCGAGACGCGCGAGUGCGUGGUGCACGGCGCCACCAACGUCUUCACCACCGUGCAUGCCAUGGACAUGAAGAUAUUGCACAUUGACAUCAAUAGCGAAUGGCACCUGGGGUGGGAUAGGAGCUCGCUGCACGGUGUGAGCUGGUACCAUCUACUACAUCCCGAAUGCUGCAAGGAGGCUCAGAGCAAACAUCGAUUGAUAACGCAAUCGGAACAAGAGAGGUCGUGCAUAGCGCUGCUGCGACUGCAGAGGCGUUGCGGUCAGUUCCUUUGGGUCCACACUGUGCUGCAACUGAAGGAUAACUUGGAGAACUCGCAGCGGCCAGUCAUUGUAUGCACCAACCAAGUGUUGAGUGAACAAGAAGCAAUGGUCAUGAAAGCGAACCCGUGGCUGUACCAUUAUUAUGCAGUGCAAUCAAAACUUCACUACGGAUUGGCAUACGAAGCUGCUACUAGGAUGUAUGGUCCACCACCCCCCGAUAUACAAGUUUACCCACCAGCGAUGCAGUAUACUCCAACUCCACCAGUCUGCAUAAAUGGAAGUCAACCGGUCAUGAUGCCUAAUUCAAACCUCCAGCCUCAUAUACCGCAUGUGCCUCCGCAUUUGACACCAAUACACUAUGCCUACGAGAGACCAGAUAAUAGCCCAGUGGACUAUUCUGUAUCGCUUCAAGACAACAGGUAUACCAAUAUACGGAUUGAAGAUACAAGACUACAACCAAAUGUUAAGAAAAAAAGUAAAUCUGAAGACAAGCCAAAUACCCCUGUUCCUAAUAUGUCGCCUCGCUUUGUAAAUAACUCUGCUGGAGAAACUUUAGUUGCAGUAGCGGGUGCUAUCGUAAGUCGGAGGCCGGGCUCAAAAAAUUUUAAUAUACCGGAAUCAGAGAUGAUUGAUCAGUGGAAUCCGAGUCCAACUUGGUCGGAAUCGGCAUUACAGAAAGUUCCAGAUGUUUGCCAACAGGAUCUAAGCCCCUAUGUAACAACGACGCCCCCUACGCCUUCUGGAACGCCAUCUGCAUAUACUCAUAACUAUAGCCAUACUUUUGUUUUCGACUGGUCGCCAGAACAGUAUGUUCCUCAUACUAACAAUAGAUGUAGUACAGUAACGUCUGAAAGUUCCUAUCAACAAAAUUGGAGAAAUCAAAGAGCAACGUUUGCGAAUACAGAUGGAACAGCGGAUGAGAACUGUAAUCCUAAUAGAUUAAGCUUAACAAUGAGAGUCAGCAGAACUCCGCCUGAACACUCAGCACCAGCUGAAGGAGAAAUUCUUAGAAGACAAAUUGACGGGCCCCACCCAGAUUCACCAGGUGCCAAAAAACCAGCGUUAUAACUAUAGCAUAAAUUAUACUUAUCAAUAUAUAGUAAAUUUACUACUUUGUUCGUUACCUUUACAACUAGAUAUUAUUUAUGUACUAUAAAUGUUCUGGAACUCUCCUGUGAUCUUCGUGUUUAUAAGAAUUGUGUAUAAUAUAUAAAUAAAAAAAUGUAGGUUAUAAAUUAUAUUUUACAUUAAAAAAAUGUACAAAAUGUAACGAUACCGUCCACUUAAGUAAUACAUCACAUUAAAUGUGAAUGCUAUAGGAACUGUAAUAUUUUCUUUUUGUAAAUAAUGUUAAAUAAUUUAAAAUCUUAUUUAAGGCACAUUUAUUUCUACAACCUUUGUGCAAUUGUUGGUUUUCAUAUAUUUAGGUAUUGAAUUUGUACUUAGUCUUUAGUUUAGUA